GUGUGUAUGGAUGAAAAUAAUCAUGACUACUGAGAUGUGUUGCCAUGUACCCAAGGAUAGUUGGCUCACUACCUGUUUACAGAUUAUUCACAUUGGAGAUCAUAUUCAUAGCUCCAGAAUAGUUUCUUUCUGACUCCCAAUAUAAUCCUGGGCUUUCUCCUUCCUACUGUUACCUGGCAUGGGCUUAGGAAGCCCAAACUAAAUUUAAAAUCAGCCUAAACAAAUGUGCAGAUCAGUUCCAGUAAUCAAAGACUGGAAAUCAGUCCAGCGAUGACUAGUUUGGGAAUAUUUAAUAAUAACUGUGCUACUGAUUCUGUAAUGUGGAAUUACCAGUAUCUAAACAUAUUAUUUUAAUAGAUGGGGCUGGAAACUGUUAGCAGAUCAAGUCCUCAACUUCUUCCAUUUCUAUGCAUAGGUCUUUACCUCACAAAAACUACAAGCACCAAGCUCCCUGAUGGAAAGGAGCACCGUGCAGCAAGUCACCAAGGUGGUCCAUUCAAACUGCAGACUCGUUUGUCAUCCUUGUACAGCAGUCUCCUCCUCCACAGCCACUACAGAGAAGUGCGUCACAUAUCAGCAUAUUGGAGCAAAAUGAGAGAGUUUAUUUUGAGACCUCCGAAUUAGUGCUGCUACGGACCAUGAGCAAGAGAGAAAGUGUGGACUUCAGCCUGCACGAAUGGUCUUGAAACACAAGUGGUUUUGGGUCUAGGCAUUUUACACUGAGUUUUCUACUGCCACACUUUCUACCCAAGCAAAAUCCAUGUGAAAAGAUCUGCUGGGAAGGAGCCGACUGCUUAUGUUUCUCCAUUGUGAUGAAAGCACAUGGUACAGUUUUCCAAAGAAAUUAGUUCGUUUUCUGGGGCAGAGGAUCCAAUCUGCUGUUUUCUUACGGUUUUCCUCACGUCUCUGAGAAAGAGGAAAGAACACGCCUGAGCCCAGGAGCGCUCCAGCUUCUCGUGGGAAGUCUCCAUGGUGAAGGAAGGCUGGGGCUCCCGGUGAACCGCGCACAGUGAAUGUUAUUCCAGAGCUGCUGCUGGCGGACUGCACCCACGGGGAGAUGAUUCCUCAUGAAGAGCCUGGAUCCCCUACAGAAAUCAAAUGUGACUUUCCGUUUAUCAGACUAAAAUCAGAGCCAGCCAGACAGUGAAGCAGUCACCGUGGAGGGGGGACGGCGAAAAAUGAAAUCCAACCAAGAGCGGAGCAACGAAUGCCUGCCUCCCAAGAAGCGCGAGAUCCCCGCCACCAGCCGGCCUUCGGAGGAGAAGGCCACCAUCCUGCCCAGCGACAACCACCGGGCGGAGGGCGUGGCAUGGCUCCCGGGCACCCUUGGUGGCCGAGGUCACGGGGGCGGGAGGCAUGGCCCGGCGGGGACUGCGGUGGAGCUUGGUUUACAACAGGGAAUAGGUUUACACAAAGCGCUGCCCACGGCGCUGGACUACUCCCCACCCAGCGCGCCCAGGUCUGUCCCGGCGACCACCACGCUGCCCACGGUGUACCCUCCCCCGCAGUCAGGGACCCCGGUGUCGCCCGUGCAGUACGCGCACCUGCCGCACACUUUCCAGUUUAUUGGGUCCUCCCAGUACAGCGGGCCCUACGCAGGGUUCAUCCCCUCCCAGCUGAUCUCCCCAACGGCCAGCCCCGCCACCAGUGCGGUGGCCUCGGCCGGGGGCGUCUCCACUCCAUCCCAGCGCUCCCAGCUGGAGGCCUAUUCCACUCUGCUGGCCAGCAUGGGCGGGCUGAGCCACGCCUCAGGACACAAGGCUGAGCAGCAGCAGCAGCACUUGGGCAGGACUCCAGGGCUCAUGGCACCAGGGUCCCCACCACCCACCCAGCAGAACCAGUACGUCCACAUCGCCAGCUCCCCGCAGAACGCCGGGCGCACGGCCUCUCCGCCGGCCAUCCCCGUCCACCUCCACCCCCACCAGACGAUGAUCCCACACACCAUCACCCUGGGGCCCUCCCCCCAGGUCGUAGUGCAAUACACCGACUCCGGCAGCCACUUCCUUCCUCGGGAGGCCACCAAGAAAGCCGAGAGCAGCAGGCUGCAGCAGGCCAUGCAGGCCAAGGAGAUCCUCAACGGGGAGCUGGAGAAGGGCCGGCGGUACGGGGCCCCCACCUCGGCCGACCUGGGCCUGGUGAAGGCCGGCAGCAAGUCAGUGCCUCACCCCUACGAGUCCAGGCACGUGGUUGUCCACCCCAGCCCCUCCGACUACGGCAAUCGGGACUCCGCGGGGGUCCGGGCCUCUGUGAUGGUCCUGCCCAACAGCAACACCCCCGUCUCCGACCUGGAAGUGCAGCAGGUCACGCACCGCGAGGCCUCCCCCUCCACCCUCAACGACAAAAGUGGCCUGCAUUUAGGGAAGCCCGGACACCGCUCCUACGCGCUCUCACCCCAACAGGCUCUGGGCCCUGAAGGCGUGAAGGCCGCCACCGUCGCCACGCUGUCACCCCACACGGUCAUUCAGACCACACACAGCGCUUCGGAGCCACUCCCAGUCGGACUGCCAGCCACAGCCUUCUACGCAGGGACUCAGCCGCCUGUCAUCGGCUACCUGAGCAGCCAGCAGCAGGCGAUCACCUAUGCCGGCAGCCUGCCCCAGCACCUGGUCAUCCCCGGCACCCAGCCCCUGCUCAUCCCGGUGGGCAGUGCUGACGUGGAGGGGUCGGGAGCUGCCUCUGCAAUAGCCACGUCGUCGCCCCAGUUUGCAGCAGUGCCUCACACGUUCGUCUCCACCGCCCUUCCCAAGAGCGAGAACUUCAGCCCAGAGGCCCUGGUCACCCAGGCCGCCUACCCGGCCAUGGUGCAGGCCCAGAUCCACCUGCCCGUGGUGCAGUCCGUGGCAUCCCCGGCAGCAGUGCCCCCGACGCUGCCCCCCUACUUCAUGAAAGGCUCCAUCAUCCAACUGGCCAACGGGGAGCUGAAGAAGGUGGAGGACUUAAAAACGGAGGACUUCAUCCAGAGCGCAGAGAUCAGCAAUGACCUGAAGAUCGACUCCAGCACCGUGGAGAGGAUUGAGGACAGCCACAGCCCCGGCGUCGCCGUCAUCCAGUUCGCCGUCGGGGAGCACCGGGCACAGGUCAGCGUGGAGGUGUUGGUAGAGUACCCUUUUUUUGUGUUCGGACAGGGCUGGUCGUCCUGCUGUCCAGAGCGAACCAGCCAGCUCUUCGAUUUGCCGUGUUCCAAACUCUCCGUGGGGGACGUCUGCAUCUCGCUGACCCUCAAGAACCUGAAGAACGGCUCGGUGAAGAAGGGCCAGCCCGUGGAUCCCGCCAGCGUCCUGCUGAAGCACGCCAAGGCCGACGCCCUCGCGGGCGGCAGACACCGGUACGCGGAGCAGGAGAACGGCAUCGGUCAGGGAAGUGCCCCGAUGCUCUCCGAGAACGGCGAACUGAAGUUCCCAGACAAAGUCGCAUUGCCUGCAGCGCCCCUGCUCACCAAAACAGAACCCAGCAAGCCCGCGACCACGAGGAAGAGGAGGUGGUCGGCGCCCGAGACCCGCAAACUGGAGAAGUCGGAAGACGAGCCGCCUUUGACUCUCCCCCGGCCUUCGCUCAUUCCUCAGGAGGUGAAGAUUUGCAUCGAAGGCCGGUCCAACGUGGGCAAGUAGGAGCGGCGGCGUGGCGUGGGGCAGGAAUUCGGCCCUCCCUUACCAUUUGUAUCCAGAUUACUGUACUGUAGGCUAAAUAACACAGUAUUUACAUGUUA
Messenger RNA from Myotis lucifugus (little brown bat), 3706 nucleotides. It is a transcript of the gene ATXN1, whose product is annotated as ataxin 1. Gene Ontology annotation, cellular component: nucleus. Gene Ontology annotation, biological process: nervous system development; negative regulation of transcription by RNA polymerase II. The transcript has 8 exons. Gene Ontology annotation, molecular function: RNA binding; protein binding. The coding region runs from base 1179 to 3608 and encodes 809 amino acids. The record is from RefSeq and is a predicted model, not a curated record. Lineage: Eukaryota; Metazoa; Chordata; Mammalia; Chiroptera; Vespertilionidae.